GUGGAUCGCGACUUGUCAAUGCCGAGUAGUUCUCGCCAUAACUCGAAACACGCGAAGAAGCCCAAAAAGCAGCCCGCGGAGAAGUGGUACAUAAUAAAGGACAUCCUUCAGGAAAGGAAGCGCGGCGCAGACAUCGAGUACUUGGUGGACUGGGAAGACGACCCCGACACCGGCGAACGAUACCGUCCUACUUGGACCCCGAGCAAGGACGUUACAUCAAAGGCGAUUUUCGACUGGAGGAAGAAGCUCGACACACUCUAUCGUGAGGACCACACGACGCACCCUGAGGAGUCAGGAGCGCAAAACGAGGACGCAUUCACGCACACUCCAGCGGUCGAGUCGCUUGAUAGCAGUCAGCCCAUCCAAUCGCCACGCAAGCGAAAGAGACCUCAAACUUCGCAGUCUGACGACUCGCAACUCUGGAACUCGGAAGAAAACCUCAACCCACCAAAAAGGGGAAGGCUCCUUAGCGAGGCUCCUUCUACGCUUUCAUCAGACUCUUUCGCCCACACGGAUGCCGCAUCGGAUGUUCUGUACAACAACUCGACUUUCUUCGUGGCGAUUCCCUCUAAAGUAGAACAAGAUUUCUCUGAGUAUAUCAGUGUAUCGGAUUCUCAAGGCUCAACCGCCCUUGGCUCUCAGCCUAUUUCAGUCCUUGAGGACGAAGACAGCCAGGUGUUGAUUACUGAGAACCUCAGUCAAAGAACUAUUCCUGACUCACAGGAUUACUCGGCAUUUGGCACCCAAGACUUACAUGAAUUUAGCAAUCAAUUAGCGUCGUCUACCAGCAACAAGGCGAGCGCCAAAACAGACCGUGAAAUCCCCGAUUCGCAAAAACAGUCCUCAUUAAGCAAGACCACCGAUUCCCAGACUCCCCUUCUUGGUUUGCCAGAUCAUCACUCGCCGUUCUUUGCACAUCGGACCCCCUUGCAGUCUCCUUCACGCUCUUCUCAGAACCGUCAGCAGGACUCAGUGUCGUCAGGUUACAUUCCUUUGACACAGAAUAGUCCUGACCAAAGCCGGGAACCCAUUUUUGGUGAAACCUUAGCCACCUCAUCUGAGCAUCAGCAACCGACUGGACUGGCGUUAGAGUCACAGUUACAGUCACAAUCACGGUCUCAGCUGGCAUCCCAUCCAGCAACCCAACUCCCAUCUCAAUCACAGGCCACACGCAAUCGCAACCCCUCAUUGACGUCUGUAUCUGAUAGAUCGAUUCCAUCGCAUCAGAUCGACGACCUUACUACAGAAUAUCGACCUGAGCAUUCAACAAAUCGGUCGCUUGGUGUAUAUUGCCGGCAAGGGCUGCCUGCAGUCGGAACGCCUGUCUUCCAAACACAGCCUUCUUUUGAUUUUGAUAUUCCUUCCUCCCAGACAUCUUCGUCAUCCAACGGUGCCCCUGCAAGUAAUUCAAGUCCCUUGGCCGGCAUCGAAAACGAGAGGGCAGCGGAGCAGAUCAUUGCUUGUUCGGACACGCAGAACGCUCGCAGUCAGAACACGCAACUUGCGCAAGUCGUCGCGCCCCUACCUGACAUUUCUGCAAGCCAGAUUGGGUUGAGUAGCAGCAGUGCUGAAGACCGUGUAAUUCCCGACACUAUCCGGCGCAAGCCUUCACGAAAGCAGCGUCUCAACACCGGACCUACUAGUUCAGGCUCUUCUCGACCCGACAAUUCUGACGCCGGAAUUUCCAGUCGACAGCUGAAUCGAUCGUCUGCGAUACCCCAACGUGACGAGGACGAGGACGAGCACUCAGAAAACGACAGCUUUCAAACGUGCUUUGAAAGCCGAUCACCACCUAACCUUUCUUCACCCUAUAACUCACAAGACGGGGGGCGCCGCAACCAACCCAUAGCCCCACCUUUCACCAUGGAUGCAUCCAGCGACGAACCGCUGUCGGCUAUUGAGGAGCUUAUGAGAAUACAGGAGGCUGCUUUACAAGGAACGUUGACCGAGGGUGGCUUGACCAGUCCUACAACCGUUCUGGUGCAACAUCACGAAGAUGACCCUGCAAUCACGGACGCCGCCGAUCAGGCAUUCUCGGGCUCUAUGCACAUCCACUCGCAGCCCCCUAUUUCUAGUGAUUGGAUGGGAGAGCCGGUUACUUCAUCCACAGAAAUGCCUGCCUUGUCCAGCGUCCCUUCUGGCCCAGCAAUCGAGGCUCCGGUCGAUGACGCGCCUCGAACAGCCAGUAUGGGUGACAUCUUCCCCGGCAAUCUUAUGCCCCCCGAGUCCGCGGACCAACUCCCUACCACCAUUUCGCCUUCAGACAUCAGCAGGUCGAUUGAGCCAGAUCUUUCGUUGUCCGGACUUCAGCAUGAUGAUCAGCCUUUGGAGUUGCUGCCGGAGGACGAUACCACGGCAGGAGGGAAGAGCACCGUGACAUCACCCGACGUUGAGGAGCCAUAUCUUUCAGCCCCUCCGGCAGCGGUAGAUCAAAACGAAUAUUUGGUAACUGUGUCAUUCCCGGCGAAUAUCCGCCCGCUCUAUCUGAGCACGAUGACGGCAUACAAGCGCGAAAUCGAGCAGUUCAACCUCGCAUUGCAGUCCGACGAGGGCUUGCCCGACAAAGCCACAGUGGAAGCAGUUGGAAGACUGUUUGAUCAGCUCCGCAACAUCUGCGACAUGCCUGUGACCCUCGAUGGCCCUUCAAUCGACGCCUUAUCGGCAGUCGAGCUUAAGAAGCACGCCAUGGGUACCAACAGCAAAUUCUUCUUCGUCGGUCGAUUUCUUGAGCGACUGCAGACGAGUCACAAGAAAAUUCUCAUUGUCGUGCGCGACAUCAACAUUGUCGGUUAUCUCGAGGCUGUGGUCGGAACCGGGGACAUGGCGUACUCUCUCAAGGGCCUGCACGAGCUCGAAAGUCGGGAAGAGCACUCCUUGCUUGUCGUUCUUGUAUAUUCAGAGCAGCCCCUUGUCGACGAUUUGAGCGACUUCGACGUCGUCAUUGGCUUCGACAACGGCAUCCUGCAAACGGACAUCUUGGGUCGGUGGGCUGAGAUGAGCGGCAAGAAGCCGAUGCUGAUUAGACUCAUGACGACGUGCUCCAUCGAGCACCUCGAGUUGAUGAUGCCAGCAGAGCUUGAGGGCUUGGAGAGGCAGAAUGCACUCCUUAUCGCCUUGUUCCAGGCAAGGGCUCUCGUUGCCAACGAUGAACAGGGCGAGAUGAUUGAUAACUUUGCCUCUCUACUCGCAAACCAAGCAAUCGACCCUGACCCUGGCUUUGGAUGGGAGCCUGAGCUUAUUCCAUCGAACGUUCUCGACUUUUACUCUAGCACUCAGUCCCACAACCAAAUACCUCCCUCAGCGGAGGAGCUGUCGACCCGCAAACGCAAAGCCGAUGACGGGUCGCAACAAGUCGUCAAGCGCCUGCGUGUGAGUCGUUCACCUGAACAAGUUUCUGGCGACAUCGACGCGGCAGUUCACAGCCACCUCAACCCUGAUCCAUCCCGGGUGCAUGUCCAAACGACUCAGGGCUACCUAGACUCUUUGUCAACCAAGAUCUCCGAACUCGAGCAUCAGUUGGAGGAGAAAACAGCCUUGGAGAUCAACCUUCGGAAGCACAUCACCAAUCUCGCAAAGAGGGUUAAGAGCCAUGACAAAACCAUCAACCUUAUACAAGAAAGACACAUGGCCGCGCUUCGGGAGCGGAGCCAAUUUGAAUCUCUGCGUGAUGAUGCUCAGCAAAACGAGGGGAAAGCCUGGGAGGAGACUCAUGUCUGGCAGGAUAAGGCAAAAACAUUGGAAGAGGAACUCAAGAAGAAAAGUGCAAUCCUCGAAGAGGCUCUCAUUAAUGCCGGCACUGUCGCUAUUGAGACCUUCAAGGAGAAGACGGCGGAACUUGAGAAAGCUUUGGGAAAGAUUGCUGAGUUGGAGAAGAAGCUCGAAAGCCGUGAUGGCGAGCUAGGAUAUGCCAGAGAUGCAUAUCAGACGGCUAACCACGCUAACAGCGAGUUGACACGGGAAAACCGCGAGCUCAAGGAGCAGGUUGAGUUACUGCGGAAGUCAGCGGUGGGUAGUCUGGCGCAGGUCCAGAAUGUCAACGCCGGAGAGCAGGUCAAGGAGAUGCAGCGGCAGAUUGCCGAAACCCAGGCCAUCUCCAAGGACCGCGAGAAGGAGCUUGCGCGUAUUGAGAAGGAGCUGCGGGCGCUUAAGAACGGACGAAGGGAGACGAGGCAGCAGAGCGUGCCCCGGAGUCCGAGACUGGGCAUGAUGAGCCCGAGAACGGGACGCGCCGCGGGUGGUUCGGCUAGUAGAGGAACUUCGCCCACGCCUCACGAGUCGACCGGGAGCACGCCUGCUGCGGGCCUCCAGUUCUUCAACACGCCGGCCAACGGUAGAUGGGGCCACCUUCGAGACUAAGGGGGUUGUGCAAAUUGGGACUGAGGUCCGGGUCAUCGGAGAGGACCAUAUCAUGUUUGUAUGUACUGAGGUCAUGGAUGACCGCGUGAAAGAUACCAUGGAGGGAGGGGGAAGGUGUGAUGCUUGGCUUUAGCCUUUCCGAUGAGCUAGAUACAAAUAAAAGAAGUAACACUC
Messenger RNA from Colletotrichum destructivum, 4530 nucleotides. Its product is annotated as Putative chromo/chromo shadow domain, Chromo-like domain superfamily protein. The transcript has 4 exons. Lineage: Eukaryota; Fungi; Ascomycota; Sordariomycetes; Glomerellales; Glomerellaceae. The coding region runs from base 19 to 4356 and encodes 1445 amino acids. The record is from RefSeq and is a predicted model, not a curated record.